UGUAGUAAGUACUAAUUCUGAUUUUCCUGAAAUAGUGUAGUAUUCAAAAUUAUCUGUAUUUUCAUAGGAUAUUGCUAUGCUGGUUUUUCUUUUUACGUUGUUUCAAAAUCUUUGGCACUGAGAUACUCCUCUGGCUACAUCUUAUUUUAGUUUUCCUGAUUCAAAGAUACCUUCUAUUCAGCUGAGGAAAAACUAUAAAACCACUUUGGAACAGUUUGGCAAGAACAUAAAUUUACAAAACAGUAGGUAGAUUGUAUUACACAGGGAAGACAAAGUAUAAUGUUGACUUUAAAAGGAGUGGUUUUUUGUGGUGUGUGUUUGGUUUUUUUUUUCAUAAAGCUUUCUGUCAGGAAAUUAAAUAUUUGUUCAUAAGGAAGGGGUUCCUCAGUGAUUUUCCCCAUUUGGUUCCAUGAGCCAUGAAAAUCCUCCCACACCUUCAUUGUGGAAGGAUAAAGAAAAAUAGAUUGGUGCUGUUGGUGUUUAUAUGAUUGAGAUUGGCAUUGGUAGGAAACCAAGAUGAUUCUGGUAUCUUCAGGAACACUAAGCAGAUAGAUUUGCCCUCUCUGUUACUUUCUCCAUUGAAUGACAGCUUCAUUUUUGAUGUCCAAGCAAAAGAAAUAAUAUUAGAAAGACUGUCUUCCCAGAAGCCUGAUGGGUGAAUUGUUACUUUUUAAGGCAACAUGAAGGGAUUUUUUAUAUCCACUUUGAAGUGACAAUGUGUAGAGCCCUCAAUCCUCCAUGGAAAUCUUUAUAGUGCUAGGUUUGCUAAGUAUAGAAAAACAAGCUUGAAAAUGUUGUCCAGACUCUUUCGAAUGCAUGGCCUUUUUGUAGCCUCUCAUCCAUGGGAAGUCAUUGUGGGAACAGUGACUCUUACCAUCUGUAUGAUGUCCAUGAAGAUGUUCACUGGGAAUGAUAAGAUCUGUGGCUGGAAUUAUGAGUGCCCUAAACUUGAGGAAGAUGUUCUGAGCAGUGACAUCAUCAUCCUGACAAUCACGCGCUGUAUUGCAAUCCUUUAUAUAUAUUUCCAGUUUCAGAACCUAAGGCAGCUUGGGUCAAAAUACAUUUUAGGUAUUGCUGGCCUCUUCACAAUCUUCUCAAGUUUUGUUUUUAGUACAGUGGUAAUUCACUUCUUGGAUAAAGAACUGACAGGUUUAAAUGAAGCUUUACCAUUUUUCCUGCUGCUGAUUGAUCUGUCAAGAGCGAGUGCAUUAGCCAAAUUUGCACUCAGUUCCAACUCACAGGAUGAAGUAAGAGAAAAUAUUUCACGUGGAAUGGCAAUUUUAGGCCCUACGUUUACACUGGAUGCACUUGUGGAGUGUCUUGUGAUCGGUGUUGGUACUAUGUCAGGUGUACGACAGCUUGAAAUUAUGUGCUGCUUUGGCUGCAUGUCUGUUCUUGCCAACUACUUUGUCUUCAUGACCUUCUUUCCAGCUUGUGUGUCCUUGGUAUUGGAGCUUUCUCGAGAGAGUCGUGAAGGGCGCCCUAUAUGGCAGCUUAGCCAUUUUGCUCGUGUUCUGGAAGAAGAAGAAAAUAAACCAAAUCCUGUAACACAGAGGGUCAAAAUGAUUAUGUCACUGGGUUUGGUUCUUGUUCACGCCCACAGUCGUUGGAUAGCAGAACCGGCUGCUCAAAACAGUACUGUGGAAAACUCGGUGGGGUUGGAUGAAAAUGCACCAAAGAGAAUCGAACCUAACGUCUCAUUAUGGCAGUUCUACCUUUCUCGAAUGGCCAGUAUGGAUAUUGAACAAGUAAUCACUCUUGGAUUAGCCCUUCUGCUUGCCGUCAAAUAUAUUUUCUUUGAGCAAGCGGAGACUGAAUCAACGCUUUCGCUGAAGAAUCCCAUAACAUCUCCAGUGAUGGUCCAGAAAAAGGUCCCCGAGAAUUGUUGCAGGAAGCAAUCUGGACUUCUGAAAAACAAUCAGAAAUGUAACACAGUAGAAGAAGCUUUAGUUCCCAAAGAUGGAAAUGCCGAAGUCAUAAAACCUGUAUUAGCAGAGUCAUCAACCAAGGCUACAUUUGUAGUUGGCCGUUGCAACCCUGUGGAAACCUCUUCAUUUCUUAAUGGAAGAGAGGAAGAAAUUGAUUUACCUAAAGAACCACGGUCCAUUGAAGAAUGUGUUUGUAUACUUGGAAAUGCAGAGAAAGGAGCAAAAUUCCUUACUGAUGCUGAGGUUAUAAACUUGGUUAACGCUAAGCAUAUUCCUGCAUACAAACUUGAAACCCUGAUGGAGACUCAGGAGCGAGGUGUGUCCAUUCGCAGACAGAUGUUAUCUAAGAAACUCCCUGAACCUUCAUCUUUGCAGUAUCUUCCUUAUAGGAAUUAUAAUUAUUCUUUGGUUAUGGGAGCUUGCUGUGAAAAUGUGAUUGGAUAUAUGCCUAUUCCUGUAGGCGUAGCAGGACCGCUACUUUUGGAUAACAAAGAGUUUCAGGUGCCAAUGGCAACAACAGAGGGAUGCCUUGUAGCAAGCACAAACAGAGGAUGUAGAGCAAUAUGCCUUGGUGGAGGAGCCAGUAGCCGCAUUCUGGCAGAUGGGAUGACUCGAGGACCUGUUGUAAGGCUGCCCACUGCUUGUCGGGCUGCAGAAGUGAAAGUUUGGCUUGAAAGCCCCGAAGGCUUUAAAAUAAUGAAGGAAGCUUUUGACAGCACAAGUAGGUUUGCCCGCCUACAGAAAUUUCUCAUCAGUUUGGCUGGUCGUAACCUUUAUAUCCGUUUUCAUUCUGGAACAGGGGAUGCAAUGGGAAUGAAUAUGAUUUCAAAAGGUACUGAAAAAGCACUGGCAAGGUUGAAUGAAGAGUUUCCUGAUCUCCAGGUUAUAGCUAUUAGCGGUAACUAUUGCACAGACAAAAAACCUGCUGCUAUAAACUGGAUAGAAGGAAGGGGGAAGUCUGUUGUCUGCGAAGCAGUCAUUCCAGCCAAAGUUGUUAGAGAAGUAUUGAAGACAACUACAGAAGAUAUAGUUGAAGUCAAUAUAAACAAAAAUUUGGUGGGUUCUGCGAUGGCUGGUAGCAUAGGUGGCUACAAUGCACAUGCAGCAAACAUUGUGACGGCUAUCUACAUUGCCUGUGGCCAGGAUGCUGCACAGAACGUGGGCAGCUCUAAUUGUAUCACUUUGAUGGAGCGCACUGGUUCCACCAAUGAAGACCUGUACAUCAGCUGCACAAUGCCUUCUAUAGAAAUAGGAACUGUUGGCGGAGGCACCAACUUGCUCCCACAGCAGGCCUGUUUGCAGAUGUUAGGGGUUCAAGGUGCAAGCCAAGAGAACCCUGGUGAAAAUGCCCGUCAGCUUGCUAAAAUUGUUUGUGCUACAGUGAUGGCAGGGGAAUUGUCAUUAAUGGCAGCUCUUGCAGCUGGGCAUCUAGUCAAAAGCCACAUGAUCCACAACAGGUCGAAAAUAAAUCUACAAGAUCUUCAAGGAACAUGCACUAAGAAGGCAGCUUGAACACUAAGAAUGGCUUUGAAAUGAAGCAAUUCUAGCAACUGACCAGGUGUGCAGGGGGAAAAAAGAACCAAACUGUGAAGUUUAGAAUAAAAGUCAUCUUCAACUCAAUGAUGUCAUGUAAGAUGAUAAACUGAGAGAUGAGCGGACUUGUGUGAGACUACUUAUGCCUUUGACUUUCUUCAGUGGUUAGAGAUGACUUCAUGAAAGAAGUCUGGUCAGGCAUCUUGAACAUGGCUUUGGAAUUCUUAUUCUUACACAUUAUUUUCUAAAGGGUCAGUCUUUUAUGUUGUUAACAGGUUGAGAUUAUUUUGGCUAGUGAGCUCCUGGUAACUGUUAAGCUGAAAAGUGAUGUUAUGUACUUUGUACAUG
Molecule: messenger RNA, 3809 nt
Organism: Egretta garzetta (little egret)
Lineage: Eukaryota; Metazoa; Chordata; Aves; Pelecaniformes; Ardeidae
Gene: HMGCR
Product: 3-hydroxy-3-methylglutaryl-CoA reductase
Exons: 20
Coding region: 792-3440 (882 amino acids)
Biological process (GO): sterol biosynthetic process; isoprenoid biosynthetic process; coenzyme A metabolic process
Cellular component (GO): peroxisomal membrane; endoplasmic reticulum membrane
Molecular function (GO): hydroxymethylglutaryl-CoA reductase (NADPH) activity; NADP binding; protein binding
Source: RefSeq, a predicted model, not a curated record